Strongylus vulgaris is the source of this 213-nucleotide messenger RNA. The record is from the annotation of a GenBank genome assembly. Lineage: Eukaryota; Metazoa; Nematoda; Chromadorea; Rhabditida; Strongylidae.
AUUCACCUCAUUUAUGGCGGUUUACGCGUCCUUUCCUUACUUUCUGAUAUCUGGGUGGUAUAUUGGGCCAAAGGACUCAGUUUGGUUGAUGAAGAAGUGGAGAAAAAGGAGAAAGAAGAUGGGACUGUUCGGGAACUGGAGCCGCUGAAUAAAGAAGAGAAAUCAGAUCCCAAAGUUGAGGUUUUGGAUGGUGAAAAAGCCCUCAAAGAUUGA